UUUGUCCAUACAGCAAGAUAAAAGGUUUUCCUUGCACUAUCAAAGGGAUCCGUUUACGUAAAUUUAGAUUAUCGUGUGGAUGACGUGUAGAAAUGGUGACUCGUUUUUUCUGUACAAAAUUGAUCUGACUGUGAAUGAGGACGGUGGGGAUGAAUUUGCGUGAUGUGGCACAUUUUUCGUGGACCGCGCAGCAUCGCUGCGCUACGUCCUUCUAUUUGGAUUGCGCCCCACCACCGGAGAUUCGAGAUGCUUACGACGCAUUGAUGGCACAGGCGCGUGGACCGAAUGCCACUGCUGGAGGCCUCUGUGGGGCUAAUGGAGUUGGAGAGACAGCAGGUGGCGCUGCUGUAACUGUGUAUGACUUUGGUACACACAAAGCAGGCGGCCCGUCUGUACUGGGUUCUCCGCCGCGCGUGCGGCCAGCCUCAGCACCGGCACUGACGGAGGAGCGCAAGCAGAAGCUGCGGGACUGGCUUGAUUCGAGGCUAGAUGUGUGCAGCGCAGUGAGGGAGUUGUGGCUGCGCCGGCGCAUGGUUGAGCAAUUACCAUCGGAUCGGGAGUGCUUGAACGAAAUGCACGCGAGUGGCGUAAGAGAGGUUCCGCUGCCGGACAAAGGUGGGAACCCACUAGAUGCGGCCGGUGCAGCUAGUGGUGCCGCGGCAAAAGCGGUUGAGCUUGCGCUGCGGAAACUGCGACCGAUUUUCCAGGGUAUCAGCUUCUUCUUCGAUAAAGGUAAGGGUUCGUGGUAUAAGUGCUGCCACAUGCCACAGAUGGCCACGGCGCAUCCUUUGCAGCAGCGCCUACAGAAGGCCUACGACCCGUUUUUCCUCGGUGCAUUCGAGUCUCCCAAACCGGCAACGAAACCUGAAGCAGCCUUAUCCAAAGAGAAUGUCGGCGCGACUGCGAAGGUGAAGCCCGAAAGGAUUUAUGCCGAAGAACAUGCGGGAAAAUCUUCCAAACAGGGAACGAAAGCAGCGGAAGAUAUCAAGAAGACAACGAUGGGCAAUGUUGGUGCCACGUCAGAGAUGAAAGUAGCAAAAGAAGAUGGCACUGCCAAACCCACAGAAGCUACAAAGGAAGUCCGUAUAAUUGAGGAGCUUCUUGGCCUCUCACAAACUUCGCCAGGAAAAUUGGGUGCGUUUCAAUGUAAGCAGGUGGAGGAGGAUCCAGAGCUUCUUCAUGUUGGCCACAUCGAAGAUAUCGAAGACUUUGACGAAGUGGGGGGCGAGGUAGGUGAAGCUCAGGAGGCUGAUACCUUAUCCGAUGGUAACCCUUCUGCAUCCGGUGACUUGUCAGCCUCUGUCAUCGUCGGCACGGGUAUGGACCCGAAGCGCGAAGUGUGCCUUCGUGUGGAGACUCCUGGAUUCGUCGACUCCACUGAACUGAGUAUGGGGUCUCAAACUCAGUGCAUCCGCGUCGGGCACGAUGAAGCGCCGCUGCCCGCAUUGAUCGGCGAGGAGCCUGCUGAUGGAGCCUCCGAAAAAGCAGUCGCCAAGGGGGUCGGCAGUAGACCGACCGUCGUUGACUACAGCACACUAGGGAAGCCGCAGGGUCCUAGAAAACUUGAUGCGAACGGGAAUCCCGGAAAAGAAAAUAGAGAAGAUUAUAGAGUCGUGUUUUUAUGAAUAACAAGUUCAAGCUCUUGUUUCUGCAUCGGCAGGUGUUUAUCCAUUUGCCUUUGAAGCCGGCGAAUAUUGUAGAUAUAGAUAUAUUUAUAUUUUAUACACCCUCCACUUCAUCGGUUAAAAAAUUUAUAGCUUUCCAGGACCUCCAACCAAAUCCCCACCCUCUCAACUCAAUCCACUCUUCUCUAAUUGGAAUUUUUAGUGCAGGGGUUAGUCUACUAAACGAGCUACAAUCUAGUCCUCUCAUCAUCAUACUGUAUAAACUAACUGAGCUAGUCAUAGUGUCAGAGCUCGUUUCUGCAGUAUACGUGUCGAUUUACAAAACAAAGCAAAGGCGUUUUGGAAAAAAAACAGAAAAGAGGGCUGAAACAGG
This is a messenger RNA of Amoebophrya sp. A25, 1998 nucleotides long. The record is from the annotation of a GenBank genome assembly. Lineage: Eukaryota; Dinophyceae; Syndiniales; Amoebophryaceae.